Hydra vulgaris (swiftwater hydra) is the source of this 1524-nucleotide messenger RNA. Lineage: Eukaryota; Metazoa; Cnidaria; Hydrozoa; Anthoathecata; Hydridae. The record is from RefSeq and is a predicted model, not a curated record.
AUCGGAAUGAUUGGCAUACACUUAAUCAAGAUAAGCGUGUAAAUCUUUGAUUAAGUUAGAUUUGUGUAUUUUUCUUAGCUUUAACAUCCUGAAACAGUAGAGCAAAUAUAAAAAAACCAACAAGCAAUAUUCAAUAAAUUGAAGUCCAACAAGCAAACAGAAAUUUUCAAUAUUGUUUAAGAACAAUAUGGAAGAUACUAAAAGUCAUGAUGUAAAUCAUAGUAAAAAGUUUGUCAAAUUGAAAGACAGUGAUGAGUUGAAUAAUAGCAAAAAUUCUUCAAUUGAUGAAGAUGGAGGAGAUUUAGGUGAUCGAACUCUUAGUAAAGAUAGAUUAUAUUACCAGGAGAAGCAAUCAAGGUUUAAUAAGCGCUCAAAUUCCCUUGACUUUGAACGUCUUGGUGACGGUGAACGCAGAAGCUCAUUGUACGAGCUGAAAAACAUAGAAAACCCUGUAGUUACUAAAGGUAAUCGAAUAUCAUCUCGCACUAACCUUUUAUUUGAGCAAUACAAACGUGACAUGACCUCAUUUUCAUCAUCUGAAAAUUUAAACAUUGAAAUUGGUGACAUUAGUAAAAGAGAGCCAGUAGACAUGGAUGUUGAAGAAAAAAAAAGAGCUCAAGAAAUUAAAGAAGAGAAAGAGCGUGAACUUAGUCUUGUUAAAGCACAAUAUCAAAAGCGUUUGGAUGAUGAACAGAGAGAGUUAGAAAUGGAGCGUGAGAAACAAAGGUUGCAACAAGAAAUCAAAAGCAGGAAAUCUCUAGGUGCUGUUAAAAAUGCUUAUUUGAAAACUGCUCAAGGUGAGUUCUACAAACAUAGUGACAGUGAAGAUGAUCUUGAUGGAAAUGAUUCCAUUCAGUAUGAUAAACAUGGUGUUUUGAUUGAAAAAUCUGGUGGCAAAGAACAAAUCGUAAAAAGUUCACAUGAUAUAAACGACAUUCGUGAAAGAUUUAACAGUAUAGGUAAGAGUGGCUGGAAAAAAUCUUCAAAAGUUGACGACUUAGUGACUGGUGAUGUUAAAUCUGCAAAAAGUAUGUUCAGCAAGACUGGUGCUCCUGAAAAAAGUUCUAGUUAUGUUCGUCCUGUUCAAAAGAAAGUUCAAGACCCAGCAACCUUAAUGGAGCAGCGCAAAAAAAUAACAUAUGGAGGUCAAGAUGAAAUCCCUCAAGAUGGUGUUAUUAAAAAAUCUGUAGUUAUUGACGAAAGUGAGAUAGGUAAAACAAGUGAAACUUUACAUAUAUACAAAGGUUUAGAAUCUAAAUCAGUUAAUCAAAAAUUAUUUGAGAGAAGUUUUUCCAAUUCAAAGAAUUUGGAAGAAAAGUCUUCAUACUCUAAUGGAAGUUUUUCAGAUGUUAAAGUAGAAGACGAAGACAACUAACUAAUCAAGUAUAUUAAAAUGCUUCACGAACUUAUUUACUAUGAAAGAAAACGCUUUAACAAGUUUUACCAUGGUGACGAAUGACAACGUAUUUAUUGUAGUUGAUUGUAAAAUGAUGACUUUUCGGUUUAUUAGAAGUUAUUUCAUUA